AUGGCUUCUCACCUGGACAACGCGCUUCUUCAACUCUCGAUUGAAGAAGAUGAAGAACCCUUUGUGCUUCCUGAUCAUCCGGAGUAUUACUCAACGGGUAGGAACGCACUUAGCUUGGUGGGCAGAUUAUUAAACCCUCAGUGUCAGGAUAUGGCAGAUUUGAUUCUCAACAUGCCUCGGAAGUGGAAGUUGUAUGGUAGAGUGAGAGGAGUGGCUCUCACCCGUGAAAAGUUCCAGUUUAUUUUUACUCACGAGCAUGAUAUGCUUGACGUUCUUAACAAAGGCGUUCACACUCACAAUCUGUGGCCCAUCGUCUUGGAAAGAUGGGUUGAGAAACCUCCUGAAGAUUAUCUUCAGUUUAUCAUGGUAUGGGUUCAGAUGAGGAACAUCCCGAUAAACCACUACACGAAGAAAGCCUUAUGGUCCUUAGGAGAUUUUGCGGGUCAAGUAGUGGAGGUUGCUUUUGAUCCAGACAAGCCGCAAAUCAAAGAGUAUGUAAGGGUGCUUGUACGUUUCGAUGUUUCAAAACCUCUCCGAAGAGCCAAGAAAGUAACAACGCCGGGUGGUGACACUGUGAACAUCCUGUAUGAUUAUGAAAGGAUUCAGAAACGGUGUUAUACGUGUCAGCGACUAACUCAUGAACAACUUUCGUGCCCUAUCUAUAGGAGUACAAAGAUGUUGAAUGAGAAAUCAUCAGGAUCAUCUGCAGAGAGUAUGUCUCAGGAGAUCAAUGAGGUUUUAGAGGAAUCUGAUCCGCUGUUUGGACUUAUUCCAGAUCAUCUCUUAGGUUUUGAUGCUUUGUCUGGAAAACCUAAGAUUGCUAAGGAAGUUAUGGAGGAUAUGCGACUUUACUUGCGAGCUGCUGAAGGUGCAGAGAGAUUAGCAAGAGAAGAAAGAGUUAAGAAGUCUUUUGGUGAUUUGGAGAAUGAUCCAGUUGGUCAGAAGACUUUCUUAAGAUUAGAGCCUCCUCCGUCUGUCACUAAGAUUCUGGAUAAAGGAAAGGGUCAUGUCUAUGAUUUCGGAGCUCAAGAGGUGAAGACUCCUAGACCUGAUAAGCUGAUGGCAAAUGCUAUUUCUGCGGGAACCAAAACUCUUCAAUCUGGAAAAGUGGUAUCUGCCAUGCCUCUCUUGAUGGUUCAUUCUGAUUCUAGUCUCCCUGAAUUUUCUGCUCAGAGUUCAACGGGUUAUAGUGCUGGUUCUUUCGUAACCAGUGCUUCCGGGACUCCGAUAAAGAAACCUAAGGGUAGGCGAAGACCUGGUACUUUCAUCAGAAAGGCUAAUGGCAAGGGUACAUUAAAGGCAGAUGCGAACAGAGGUUCUAAGUUUGGAGAAGGUGUCUUCACUGAUUCGAAGAGGAAAGCAAAGGAAGAUGUCGAGCCAUCUCAAAGCUCUGCAAGGUUUAAGAAACCAUUUGUGGUCCCAAUUGAGGGACCGUCCAAUAUCUAA
Messenger RNA from Brassica rapa (field mustard), 1446 nucleotides. RefSeq lists its product as uncharacterized. NCBI's taxonomy places the organism in Eukaryota, Viridiplantae, Streptophyta, Magnoliopsida, Brassicales, Brassicaceae. The record is from RefSeq and is a predicted model, not a curated record.